AUGUCUGAUGAAGCUGCUCAGCAAGCUGCUAGAAGAGAUACCAUUGAUUUCCAUUAUAUUAGUAAAUAUGAUCUUAAAGCUCUAAUGCAUAAAAGAACAGAAAGGGAAUGGCAGGAUGAGUGGGCAGGCUGUUUUCAACUUCAAAAAUGGGCAACUAAUAGUACCAAAAUUCUUCAGCACAUUCAAAAUCCUUCUACUAUUCUUAAAAUUGGCAAGGAUCAACGAACCAAGAUUCUAGGUUUGUAUUGGUCUUAUGAAGACGAUCAGCUAAUGUACACUAUUGCUGAUUUUAUCAGUUUAAAUAAGUUUACCAAGCGUACUAUAAUGUCUGAUAUAGCUCAGAUUUUUGACCCCUUGGGACUCUUGGGCCCAUGUAUCAUUUUAGGAAAAAUUCUUCUUCAAUCACUUUGGUCCUUAAAGCUUGACUGGGAUGAAUCUCUUCCAGCUACAAUAGACAAUCAAUGGCGGCAAUUACGGCAAGAGCUACCAGUACUUAACAUUUUAAAAAUACCCAGAUUUGUUUCAAAUACGUCAAUCGUUAAGUUGGAGUUACACGGAUUUGCCGAUGCCUCUUUACAAGCAUAUGGCGCAUGUCCAUACAUUCGUAGUCUAUCUUCCAGCGGAGAGAUUCAGGUAAGGCUUUUGACAGCUAAAAGCAGGGUUAGUCCUCUAAAAUCGUUAACAAUUCCAAGAUUAGAACUGUGCGGUGCUCUCUUGUUAGCUCAGCUAGUUGAUCGAGUGAAAAAUUCAAUGACUUUUACUUUUGAUGCUAUAUUUCUUUGGUGCGAUUCCACUGUCUCUCUUGCCUGGAUUCGUGCUUCUCCAAGUACUUUGCAAGUUUUUGUUCAAAACAGAGUCGCUCAAAUACAAAGGUUAACACAACUUAACCAAUGGCAUCAUGUUCGAACCGCCGACAAUCCUGCAGACUUUCUUUCCCGAGGUAUUUUGCCUAGGGCUCUUUUGGAUUGUACUGUGUGGUGGAAUGGCCCACAAUGGCUUAGCCAACCUAAAGAUCAAUGGCCCUAUUCUGCAGCUACUUUUGAAGGAGAACUCCCAGAAGCAAAGGAUUUAUCUGAUACUCCUAGAUACCUUAUUACGAUUUCUCAAAAGGAUGAUUUUGCAAAAGAAAUUCAAACGUUAGAAAGGAGUCAUGCGUUGCCAAGGCAUUCUAAGCUUCUUUCUCUAAAUCCUUUUCUAGACGAUGAGGGUAUUUUACGUGUUGGUGGACGUCUUAGUCAAUCAAAUUUUAGUUUUGAUGUCAAACAUCCAAUCCUUCUUUCAUCCAAGCACCAUCUUACAAAAUUGCUUUUUAGACACGAGCAUCUAAGAUUAUUCCAUGCUGGACAACAACAACUGCUUUAUUCAAUUCGUCAACGUUAUUGGCCACUGGCUGGUCGCAAUUUAGCUAAACAAACUGUUCAUUCCUGCAUAAAAUGCUACCGCUGCAAACCACUGCAACCUUCUCCAAUCAUGGCCACUCAUUUAGAAUUGGUGAGUGACUUAUCAAAGGACGCCUUCAUUGCUGCCUUCCGGAGGUUUGUAGCACGCCGUGGUAAGCCAAGUAAUGUUUAUUCCGACAACAGAACAAAUUGUGUAGGAGCCAAUUCAGAGUUACGAGAAUUAUCUCAAUUUUUAAAAUCGCAAGAACAUUCUUUACAAGAUAGUAUAUCUAAUAUUGGAGUAAAUUGGCACUUCGUACCCGCACUCUCACCUCACUUCGGAGGAAUUUGGGAAGCCGGUGUUAAGUGGGCUAAAAGACACUUGACUCGAAUAAUCGGUAGCGUAAAACUUACUUUUGAAGAGUAUUGCACUAUAUUGGCAGAGGUUGAAGCAAUCCUAAACUCUCGUCCAAUCACUCCCAUGUCCUCAGACCCCAAUGACCUAUCCGCUUUAACCCCUUCUCAUUUCCUUAUCGGACAACAGGCAACAUCACUUCCCGAUCCAGACCUUAGAGACAUUUCAACGUCACGCCUUUCAAGAUACCAGCUGAUGCAGCAGUGCCAACAACACUUUUGGUCCCGCUGGACUCGUGAGUUUCUUAGCGAGCUUCAGUUACGCACCAAAUGGAAAACUCAGCAAGCAGCACUUCAAGUUGGAUCUCUUAUUGUUCUCAAAGAUGACCACUCUCAUCCACUUCAAUGGAAACUCGGUAGAAUCGUCUUACUUCAUCCAGGAUCAGACGGCAUCGCUCGAGUAGCUACUAUCAAGACAUCAAGUGGAACUGUGAAACGGAGUUUUGCCAAGUUUUGUGUAUUGCCGAUUGAGGUUGAAAGCUGA
Sitophilus oryzae (rice weevil) is the source of this 2277-nucleotide messenger RNA. RefSeq lists its product as uncharacterized. The transcript has 4 exons. Bases 1 to 2277 code for a protein of 758 amino acids. Gene Ontology annotation, molecular function: nucleic acid binding. The record is from RefSeq and is a predicted model, not a curated record. NCBI's taxonomy places the organism in Eukaryota, Metazoa, Arthropoda, Insecta, Coleoptera, Curculionidae.